This is a messenger RNA of Lodderomyces pseudojiufengensis, 1434 nucleotides long. RefSeq lists its product as uncharacterized. Bases 1 to 1434 code for a protein of 477 amino acids. The transcript has a single exon. Gene Ontology annotation, molecular function: triacylglycerol lipase activity. Gene Ontology annotation, biological process: lipid catabolic process. The record is from RefSeq and is a predicted model, not a curated record. NCBI's taxonomy places the organism in Eukaryota, Fungi, Ascomycota, Pichiomycetes, Serinales, Debaryomycetaceae.
AUGAGAAUAGUUUUUUUAGUCAUCUCCGUUAUCUUAUCAAUAGUCACAGCAAGUUCUGUAACACUAAUUAAACCAAGCGAAGAUGAUUUUUAUACACCACCAAUAGGAUUUGAAAAUGCAGAAGUUGGAGAUAUAUUGAAAUUUAGAGAAACACCUAGUCAAAUUAAAUUUAUACUUUUCCCGCUUAAUAUCAAAAACUCAUGGCAAUUGUUAGUAAGAUCUGAAGACUCAUUCGGAAAUCCAAAUGCAAUUGUUACUACAGUCAUGGAACCUCAUAAUGCUGAUCCAAACAAAGUUUUAAGUUAUCAAACAUUUCAAGAUAGUACAGACAUAAAUUGUUCUCCACUGUAUGCUUUCUUAUAUGGUUCUUCAAUAUCAACAAUUUCAAUACAAGUGGACGUUACCCUAAUGACACUAGCAUUAAAUAGAGGUUACUAUGUUGUUUCACCAGAUUAUGAAGGUCCUAAAUCCACAUUUAUGGCUGGUAGACAAUCUGGUCAAGCUACUUUAAAUUCAAUUAGAGCUAUCUUGAAUUCAAAAGAUAUUACUGGAAUUGAACCCGAUGCGAAAGUUGCAAUAUGGGGUUAUUCAGGUGGUGCUGUAGCUAGUGGUUGGGCAACAACUUUAUUGCCAACUUAUGCACCAGAGCUUGAGAAAAAUGUGAUUGGCACAGCACUAGGUGGAGUUGUUACCAAUAUUACAGACUAUAUGCGAGUUGUCGAUGGUAACAUAGGUGCUGGAUUAAUUCCCGUUGGAUUAAUUGGAUUGACAAAUGAAUAUGAAAAUGCUUCUUAUUUAUUAUCAGAGCAUGUCGACCCCAAACAGGCUUAUAAGCUUGAAAAGGCAAGAGAAGGUUGCUUGCUUGGAUCAAUUAUUCAAUUUUUUGGAAAUAAUAUUUUGACAGGUAAGAACCGAAUGUUUCCAAUUGGAACUGACCUACUUAGAAUACCAGAAUUAAGCACGAUUAUUAAAAAUAAUAACUUAGUGGAUUUAGAUACCAAUGAACACUUUCCAAAAACUCCGGUAUUUAUGUAUCACGGUACAUUAGAUUUGUUUGUACCAAUUGGGGAUACAUUAAAGACUUAUCGACAAUGGUGUGAAGCCGGAUCCCCUUCAAUUGAAUUUGCUGAAGAUUUAGUGAAUGGUCAUUUAACUGAAGCAAUAAUUGGUGCGCCAGCUGCUUGGACUUGGUUAGAAAGUAGAUUCGAUGGUGUACCACCAAUUGACGGUUGUUCACGUACGAAAAGAUUAAAAAAUCUAUUAUAUCCAAAUAUAUCUCAAGCCACACUUGAUUACUUUGGUGGUUUUAUUGAUGCUGUUACAUUUGCUAAAAUUGGGUAUCAAGGUCUUGAAUCAGAUAAUAUAACUAGCUCCGCAUUUGAAAGAUUAUUGGGUGAUCUUGGUAAAUUUUUUGGUAAAAGAGCGAGUAUUUAG